Molecule: messenger RNA, 1992 nt
Organism: Panicum hallii
Lineage: Eukaryota; Viridiplantae; Streptophyta; Magnoliopsida; Poales; Poaceae
Exons: 10
Coding region: 207-1568 (453 amino acids)
Molecular function (GO): protein binding
Source: RefSeq, a predicted model, not a curated record
ACAGCCCACCCGCUCAGGGCUCAGGGCCUCAGGUUCAUCUCCUCCCUCUGUUUCUUAAACUUUUCCCUUCUCUCGGACUCUCUCCUCCCUUGCUCUUCCUUUCCUGGCGGCGACGGCUGGGCGAGCGGCGGCGCCAUUUGUCACGUCUUCGCCCAGCCCUUUGCCGGCGACGAGCGCAUCCUCCAGGGAAGAGUUGCAUCUCUCCUAUGAGAGGAUCAAUGUCCAACUAUCACGACGACCACGCUGAAGAGAUGGAGGAUGAUUAUGAUUACGACAUGGAUGAUCCUGUUGAUGACAUGGUCGAUGAGCAUCAAGAGAGAGGGUUUAGGGACUCUGAUUCGGAUGAUGAUGAUGAUUAUGUCCGCUCGAAUGCUGAUAUCCCAGAUACUUCAUCAGCAGACGCAAGAAAAGGAAAAGACAUGCAAGGAAUAAACUGGGAGAGGCUAGCUGUAACUCGUCAAAAAUACAGGCAGACCAGAUUAGAACAGUACAAAAAUUAUGAGAAUGUGCCUAAUUCUGGUGAAGAAGCAAUGAAGGAUUGCAAACCAACAGAGAAAGGUGGCAUGUAUUAUGAGUUCAAACAAAAUACUAGAUCAGUAAAAUCAACUAUUCUACAUUUUCAGCUGAGAAAUUUGGUGUGGGCUACAUCUAAGCAUGAUGUCUACUUUACGUCACAUUAUUCAAUUCGUCACUGGUCAGCAUUGAGUGGCAUCAAUACUGAACUGAUGAAUGUCGAAGGACAUGUGGCACCAAGGGAGAAACGCUCGGGAAGUUUAUCAGAGGGUUUUUCUCAGACUCAAGUUAGUACCUUGGCGGUCAAGGACAAUUUGCUGGUAGCUGGUGGUUUUCAAGGAGAGCUAAUCUGCAAACACCUUGAUCGGGAAGGAAUUAGUUUUUGCUGCCGAACAACUUAUGAUGACAACGCUAUUACCAAUGCGGUUGAGAUAUUCAAUACCUCUAGCGGUGCCGUUCACUUCAUAGCAUCAAAUAACGACUCUGGUGUGAGAGACUAUGACAUGGAGAGAUUCCAACUCUGCAAAUAUUUUCAGUUCGAAUGGCCAGUGAAUCAUACUUCAUUGAGUCCUGACAGAAAGGUGGUUGUUAUUGUGGGGGAUGAUCCUGAUGGUUUACUUAUUGAUGCCAGCUCUGGAAAGACUCUUCAUUCCAUAAAAGGUCAUCGGGACUACUCAUUUGCAUCGGCUUGGAGCCCUGAUGGGCGAACGUUUGCUACUGGUAACCAAGACAAGACAUGCCGGAUCUGGGACACGAGGAACCUCUCAAAAGCCGUCCAUGUUCUGAGGGGUAACCUCGGCGCCAUCCGGUCGAUCCGCUUCACCUCGGAUGGGCAGUUCAUGUCGAUGGCUGAACCAGCUGACUUUGUGCACAUCUACGACGUGAAGAGUGACUACAACAGAAGGCAAGAGCUGGACUUCUUUGGCGAGAUAUCUGGCACGUCCUUCAGCCCCGACACCGACAUGCUUUUCGUCGGGGUCUGGGACAGGGUGUACGGCAGCCUGCUUCAGUUCGGCCGCCUGUACAACUACGCGUACCUUGACUCCCUGUUUUGACGUGGGAACCAACCAAACGGGUGUUGGGGCCUGAUGUACCGCGGCUGCGCUGGUUGCUGUCAGCAUAAAGUCCAGGUGGUUAUCCUUAAAUCGGAACUCUAAGUUGACCUGAUAAUUGAAUUAAUAAAUGUUGUACCCUGCUCGAUGUGUAUAUAUAUAAAAAAUGUACAGCAGAUAACUAUAUAGGUAGCCUUCAUGAGGAUGUGGUGCGGCCGUGCAGGUCAUAUGUUAGAUUCCGGUGAACCGGGUCCUGUUGGCUUGGCUGUACAAGUCAUUGCCUCGGAUGUGAAGCUUCGGUUGGAGCUGUACUCUGCCCUCGUUGCCUCGCUCUGAGGUGCCCGAGUGAAGAAAUGAAUUUCGUGAAACAUGUAUGCUGGGAUGCGAUUGAAUUUGUUACUCCCUCCACUGUCUUUUAAUAGUCCUA